UCCAACUUGCGAAGCGACAACGGAGUGCCGUCGACUGCCGACCGCCCGACCGGAGGGGAAGGAAGGGUCGAAGGGAGGGGGGAGUCCACGCUGCCCCGCGCCGCUCGAAAUCCCCAAUUCCCCAGGCGAGAUUGGAUCAGAUCACAUCACAUCAGGGGAUCCAUCACACUCACCAGAUCCCAUCUCUCCAAUCCCCAUGGCGAUUGUGUACGCGCUGGUGGCGCGCGGCACCGUCGUGCUGGCCGAGUUCGCCGCCGUCUCCGGCAACGCCGGCGCCGUGGCCCGCCGCAUCCUCGAGAAGCUCCCGCCCGACGCCGAGGCGCGCCUCUGCUUCGCGCAGGACCGCUACAUCUUCCACGUCCUCCGCGGCGACGCCGGAAUCACUUUCCUCUGCAUGGCCAACGACACCUUCGGAAGAAGGAUCCCCUUUCUCUACCUGGAGGACAUCCAGAUGAGGUUCAUGAAGAAUUACGGCAGAGUCGCCCACUCCGCGCUGGCGUACGCCAUGAACGAUGAGUUCUCCAGGGUGCUCCACCAGCAAAUGGAGUUCUUCUCCAGCAAUCCCAGCGCCGACACGCUCAACCGUCUCCGUGGAGAAGUCAGCGAGAUACACACCGUCAUGGUCGACAACAUAGAGAAAAUUCUUGACAGAGGCGAUCGCAUCUCACUUCUCGUCGACAAGACGUCCACCAUGCAAGACAGCGCUUUUCACUUCCGCAAGCAAUCCAAGAGGCUCCGCAGAGCGCUCUGGAUGAAGAACGCCAAGCUUCUAGCUGUGUUGACGGUUGCCAUAGUAGUGCUACUCUACUUGAUCAUUUCGGCAUUCUGUGGAGGCCUUUCGCUACCAUCAUGCAGAUCAUGAAUAAUGGUUGUCCCUCAUUUGGAGCGUACAAUUCCAUCUGAUGAUGCCUGCUGUGUUGAGCGCCUGAGGUUCCAGAGCCAGAACAGAUGCUUGGAGAAGCAGACUUUCAAUAUGGUUUCCGGUUAGAGGGAGUUUGCAUUUUGCUGGCAUGAGCUAAUUUGAAGUGAUCCGUGCAAAAAUGGGUUCAGAAUGUACAGUAUGUGGGUGGUUGUUUCAAGGAGUGGAGUUGCCCUUUGAUGUACUCGUUUCUUUUCUGAUGUGGCUCCUUGUGGAUGAAUCUGAUGUGUUGAUGUACUUAUCUUUUGCUAUCAAACCGUCAGCUUGCUUGUGUGGAUGGGGUUUUGGUGUCUGCUAGUGCUACUUGCUAUAUAUAUUAUAGAUACAUAUGUAUGCUGCAGUAAAUGUUAUAUACUGCUGCUAUCAGUCUAUCAGAAUUACACAGGAACAUGGAAUGGUAUCUCACUGUUAUUGU
This is a messenger RNA of Setaria italica (foxtail millet), 1334 nucleotides long. Its product is annotated as vesicle-associated membrane protein 714. The coding region runs from base 197 to 862 and encodes 221 amino acids. The transcript has 4 exons. Gene Ontology annotation, biological process: vesicle-mediated transport. Gene Ontology annotation, cellular component: membrane. The record is from RefSeq and is a predicted model, not a curated record. Lineage: Eukaryota; Viridiplantae; Streptophyta; Magnoliopsida; Poales; Poaceae.